UUUUUAUUUUUCUGCCUCAAUUUUGUUUCAGCUCUUUUCAAUGCCUCAGGAUUUCUCUACUCUCUAUAUGCAACUGAAACAAAUCUGUGGCCUGAAACAGAUGGGUUUAAAAAGCUGGCUUCUGCGUAGCUUGGGGGCAUGACGUUUAGAUGAUGCAUGCCCCCAACCUUCACAGAAGCUGCGAGGGCACCUAAGACGGCCCAAACCCAAACCCCAAAGAAGCAGAACUUUUCCAUUUCUUUCCGUGGUUCAUGUGGGACCAUGGUGUGUGGUUGCUCUGGUCCUGGAGUGCUCCUGCCUGUCUGUUCCACCCCAUGUUGAGUUCUGACUUCCACAAUCCAAGCUCAGAUUGGGUGGAGAUAAUCGAACCCCGUUCUCGAGAGCGAAUGUAUGUCAACUUGACAACUGGAGAGUGUGGCUGGGAUCCUCCACCCAACCUUAGAGUUCGUCAGUCUGACGAGAACCAGUGGUGGGAACUCUUUGACCAAAACAACAACCGUUUCUACUAUUAUAAUGCUAUUACACAGCAGACAGUAUGGCACAGGCCACAAGGCUGUGACAUUGUGCCUCUGGCUCAGCUCCAAGCCAUGAAACGCAACUCCCAGUCUGACUUCAGGACAUCUCAGCACAGGGGCAGCACAAGUAGUGACGGGCGAAAUACUCCUAUUCAAAUGGCUCUUGUACAAGAAAUGGAGAAGGGUAAAGAGAAUAACAGUCUGGAGAAGAGGUCAGAGACGGGAAGAGAUACUCCUACUCGAUGGCAGCCUUUACCAGGCACUAAAGCAGCCAUGCUAGUGAAAGUCAACAGCCUGAGACAAGUGAAUUCUUCUUCAAGCAAUUCGCUUCAAAUGCAGAGCAGUGCAGAAAACAGCAAUCAGAAAUCUGUGCAUCCCAAAUCAGUUGUAUAUGCCCAGCCUCAGUCGAUAGUCCCAAGUCCAUUGGCUCCAAAACCUGCAGCUCCAAUAGAAGCAAAGCAGUCCAUGCAAAUUAAGAAGACAGAGAAUGGAGGUUUUUGCCUAGUGUUAACUAAUGGACUCCCUUCUCAGCCUCCUUCAGGGAGUCAGACACGAACACCACGACCUGCAUCUCCAAAGUAUGCUUCACCAGCACCAAUAUAUGAUGAGCCAUCAAUAGAGUCCCCAAUUUAUGAUGAGCCUCCUGUAGAUAUGGACACUGGAAGUACAAAUAUGAAUGGAACAACACCACAAAUGUCACCAAGCAAUAGCUUAAAAAAGAAGCUUCAGCCAGUUAAAUUAUUACAACAUCCCAGUAUGCAGCAAAACCAAGCUGGGAAAAAACACGUGAGAAACCCUUCUGCAACAGAAUAUAGCCCUGUAGGAAGAGAAUAUAUUAAACAUAUGGUCAACAUUGACCAGUCAUCCAAAAAUACUCACUCUUCAGGGAUGAUCAUUGAAGGCAUUGCUAAACCUCAACUAGGGCAGCUUAUUUCCAGGGACAGCUUCAAGCAGUCUUGGAAAAUCGUAGAAGCGAAUGUUCUCAAAAAUAUGGAGGCCCACCACUGUCGGCAGAACAGUCUUCAGGCCCAAGAAUAUCCUACAGUUAUAAGUCAGCAAGACUCAGGCUACUCAACAGGACCUUCUCCAAGCCUGAGAAAGAGAAAAGGAAGGCGGCAAGCUCCAGGCCAGGGAAGGCCUGGCUCUGUAGGCAGUAGCAGUGAACUCAGUGCUCUGAAUGACAAACUGAUUGCAGAAAUGCGGGCUGUGGUGAAUAGGUCUGCAGCCUGCAGAGGGAGCAAAGGCAGCUUAGAUGCAGAAAUGCUGGAAAAUGCUAGUUUGCCAGAGGGUCAUAAAAUUAAGUUUCAAUCAGACCACUUGAAAAAAUGUAACAGCAGGAGCUCAAGAGAUGAUGUGACUUCUAGUAACAGGUCCUUAUACAGACCUAGAAUGGACAGUAGGGGAAGUCUCUCAAAUGAUCCAACUGUGCAGCAAGAUACUGUGAGACAGAAGCGAACCUAUGAAAAAAUAGAUUCUUUAGAAAAGAGCAUGGCCAGUCAGACAAACCUGUCUUCGUCGGACACAGCACAAAUAUCACCGCAGUCUGGAACAACGGGGUCCAAUUCCCAGCAAGAAAAUAAUGACCAGCCUUCUACCAACAUGGGAUAUCAAUUUCCCUUCCACACCAUAAGGAAGCCCAUUUCUCAAAGUACCAUGGCUGACUGGGCUUCCAAAAACUUAAAUAUGCACACUCAGGGUAUCUUUCGCCGGAGGCUCUCAAUUGCUAACAUGCUAUCUUGGAAUGGUGGCUCUAUCAAAAAGCCAAUGCUUAUCACCAGCAAUCACACCAUCAAAAAAGAAGCCUGUGAAAUGUUUAAACUGGUACAAAUAUACAUGGGCGAUCGGCAAGCCAGGAUGGACCGAGAGCAUGUGGCUUUGAUCACCAUCACCAAGUGCUGGAGCAUUCAGGGUUUACGGGAUGAGCUAUAUAUACAGCUAAUCAGACAAACAACAGACAACAUGUGCUAUCGCAGCCUAGCAUGGGGCUGGGAACUUAUGGCCAUCAGUCUGGCCUUUUUCUCCCCAUCACCCAAGUUCCAAUCUUAUCUGGAAGGUUACAUCUAUCGUCACCUCAGCCAGGUCAAUGAUGAAAACAUUACACAGCGUAUUAAGGAGCUUCUGGAUCUGAAAAACAAAAAGAACUCAAAAUCCAGGAAAAAGAGGAAGCAAAACACAGAGGAUGAAGGCCUGCCUAUCAGCACUUAUGCCAGAUACUGUUACAGGAAACUGCAAAAGGUUGCAGUCACUGGAGGCAAAAAGGGCCUACGGAAGCCUACAAUUGAGGAGAUAAUACAUGCCAAGAAUGCUAUUGUGACACCUUCACUGUUUGGCAGCUCUCUAGAGGAAAUCAUGCUACGGCAGCAAGACAUGUAUCCAGAUAACAAACUGCCUUGGGUACAGACACAACUAUCUCAGCAAGUUCUAGAAUUGGGAGGAGAACAAACUGAAGGAAUAUUCAGAAUUCCUGGUGAUAUUGAUGAAGUCAAUGCUCUAAAACUACAGGUGGAUCAGUGGAAGAUUCCUAAUAAUCUGAGUGAUCCCAAUAUACCAGCUUCUUUGCUGAAGUUGUGGUACCGAGAGCUGGAAGAGCCUGUAAUUCCACAGCAAUUCUACAAAGAGUGUAUCAGCAACUAUGAGAACCCUGAUGCUGCUGUAGCAGUAGUAGAACUCCUGCCAGAACUCAACAGAUUGGUGUUGUGCUAUCUCAUUCACUUUUUGCAGAUUUUUGCUCAGCCAACCAAUGUGGGCAAAACCAAGAUGGAUGUAAACAACCUGGCCAUGGUGAUGGCUCCAAACUGUCUGCGAUGCCAGUCUGAUGAUCCCAGAGUUAUCUUUGAAAAUACCCGCAAAGAGAUGUCCUUCUUACGCAUGCUAAUUGUACAUUUGGACACUAGCUUUAUCAAAGGAGUGGUCUGAUGGUUUGGUUUCAAACAAGAAAGUGUGAAGAAAGCAAGGAAUUCUUGCCACUAUUACCUUCCUUGAGCCUUGGAUCUCCAUCUACAGUCACCAGGCUCCUAGGAUUGUUUCUGUUCCUUUCAACAGCUUUUUCUUAACCUAAGCCAAGGAUGUUGAUGACUCUGAGAAAGCCCUAUAGCAGGUGGAGUUUUGAGGCACUGGGGAGCCAAAUCCCAGACUAUGCUAUGAAAUCAUUCUUAAAAUCUUCCACUAGCUGCUUCCUAGGCAAGUCAGGAUGCCAGUGGCGGCAGCCCUACAUUGCAAAGUGUGUCAAUAUGCUAUGCACUACACUGAGAAAUCCACUGCACAUUAAAUGUUCAUUCACUGGAAUGAACUUCUCUCAGAUAUUGGAAUUUUAUUUUCAUUUCCUAAAGACUGGAUGUGUUACUUAGGCUUUACUCCCAAAGCAAAAAAGGAUUGCUGUCUUAGGCUGCAGUAGCUCAUGUCUGGCCUUAGAGCAGACCAUCCCAGUCAGCUCUGACAUUUUCAUUAUUGGCUUAAUCCUUUACUAGUACUUCUUGCACCUUAAAGGACACCUCUCCAAGGUUUCUUGGUUUCUUAGCAGUGGACCAGCUGAAGCUUGUGACACUCAAGAUUACUCUCUUCAUACAUGGAGUUGGUUCUUUUCUUUGUACCCCUUAACAGGACCAGGUGGGAGGAAAUGAUGGGGACAAGCAACCUAACAGCAACAUUGUCUUACAAAAGGGGUCAGCAACUGUUAAGUCUAGGAUGCCUCACUUGGCCCCUCCAGGAGAGUUUGAAAGGCUGUAUGCUCCCAAAUGCCCUGUGGGGGUAUUUCCCCAUAUCCCCCACCCCCGAACAUUUUAUACCCAGAAAUGGACUUUUUUUUACAAGAAGUGACCUGGAAGUAAAUUAAUGUUCACUUUCUGUUUUAAAGAAAAGCCAGUCCUAGGUCAGGGAAGCAACAGCAUGGUGGAAAUUUCCCUCACACCCCUUACAAGUUGUUUAGUGUGUUGAUCUUUGGGAGGCAAAAAUUCCAGUCUUCAGGGGCCAUACGCAGUCCACACAUCCCAUUUUGCCCACCUGUCUUACAGUAAAAACAGUCAUGGGAUGGAGGUUAGAAGACAGCAAAAUGUUUCAGCAGUGAAACUGCUUCUCACUUCAUUCCCCUCUUAUAUCCUGGAAAGAGGCUGUUUAAAUUUCAAGAUACAUUUGGGCCCAGUGUUUGGAUUAGAUGACUCACACUGCAGAGACCCUUCAGUCCUUCUAAGUUAAAUUUCUGACACAGCAAUGUAAAUAGUUUGUAGGAUUAGGAUUCCCCAAGACAGGAAAUUUCCAUUUAUGGUAGACUGCAGUCACUAUGAUUCCUGCUUCCCUUCUUCUUGCUCCAACACUGAAUAAAAUCAGAUAUCAAGUUGCUGUAAAACUGUUGGAAACAAGCAGGAGCAACUGCUCCUGCUGCACUGAAGAUUAUUUUCUGUGCUUCAUUUCUCACUCAGGAUUCCUCAAAUUAGGCAGGACAAGAGAGGUUCAGAACCAGCUCUCUUGGCAUCUUCCCGACUUGAGUUAAAAUAAGCUGCUGGGAGUUUUGGUCUUCAGCCAAAACAUGAAGAUUAACCCUUACUUUCUGUAACACUUUCCAGACUUAAAUUCAGAAGAUGCUACUAUUUGUCCUCUAUCGGUGACAGCUGUGGAUACUAAAAAAUGUGGGAUCUCAAAUCCUAUUAUUAUCAAUGCAUGCACGCAAUCGCAUGCAUUCGUGAUUCUGACAACAGUGGACUGGGCCUGUCUGCAAGUGCUUCAGUCUGCAGAUGGUUAGCCCCCCAAUAUGGAAGGCCAGCUGUAUUAGCAAUGGAAUAGAAGAAAAAAUUAAUAUAAGGAGCCUGAUAUAGAGAAAUAGUAUGGGACGGAAGGGUUAACUAUACCCUUUCCUACUGGCAUGGUAGAAAUCCAACAUCACUUCCUGCAACUAUUUUUUUAACCUCAAAAAGAUAUAGAGGAACCUGAUUAUGGGAUCUCCUAUGUCACGUUUAGUUUGGACCUCAGUCAGUACAUCUGGUCUGAAACCCCCAAGUUAAAAUCUCUAGAUAGAAAGGGGAAAGUGUGCUAAGAGACACAGGGUGCAUCUACACUGUAGAAAUAAUGCACUUUGACAUUACUGCCAUGUCUCCAUCCUACAGAAUACUGGAAUUAGUAAUUUUGUGAAGCACCAGCACACUUUGGCAGAGAAAACUAAAGAGCUUGUAAAAUUACAAAUCCCAGGAUUCUAUAGGAUGGAGCUACAGCACUUAAAGUGGUGUCAAACUGCAUCAUUUCUAUUUCUAGUGUAGACACACUCACAGUGAGCUUGACAAUGUUACUUUCCGUAACUACAGCUCCUGGAGUCCCCUAGCUAGCAUGGUGACUGGCAAUAUUGGUUGGUAAACGUAUGGGAGUUGUAGCCCAAAUUACCUUCUUCCAAGCUCUGAGAAGCAAUGUUAAAUGAGAUAGCAGUGUGCAGCUCCAGAAUCCAUUCUGCCUUUCCCCAAAAUGUUGGGCUUUUCUCAUCAAGGCUAGAGUCAUUUUUGUCCUUUCACUCACCUAUGCUGAUCAAAUGGUGGAAGGACUAUUUUGGCCUCAGUACUGCUUCUCCCUUCUUUUUUUCAUAUUGGCAAGACCCUAGUCCUGUUCAAGCAUUCUUAGGCAGAGUACUAUAUACAUGUGUGGAAGAUGAGUCUGUCUUCCAAACAGAGGACAACAAAAGGGAUGACAGUGGGGCCAGUACACUGCUUGUUUUCAUGCAUUAACUUACUUUGUUUUGCUGUCUCUGAAGAGGUCUUCUGAAACAGAAGUUUUUGCUGAUCUUUCAGAAGUGGGUGCAGCCUUUUUCUUUUUUUUAUUACAGGCCUCUGAACAGAACUGAGCUCCUUGGAAAGAGGCUGGCUGGUGUAAUGUAAAGGGAAGAAAUCUGUUUGAAACAGUCAAGCUUUGUAAAGUCAGUGCUUUGGGCAUUUCCUAUGCCAGCAAGAAUGUGAUGAGUCUUAGAGUUGGGAUAGUACUUGCAAGUUAGUAAUGGGGUGGAGGAAUGCAAAUUUCCCUUUGGUUGCCAGAUGCUGUGACAAUUAAUACAAGACUAUCACAUCUCAAUAUAUAGAAUAAAAAGUUGCUACUGUUUCCUGCUUGAGCCAAUUCUGCUAUAAAAUCAGAUCCUUUAACUUGGUCUGUGUGAUAAUGCCAAAGUCCCUGUUCUUUCUUUACCUCAUAGAGUGCCUUUCCCAGUUGUCUUUUGAGAUUUAGCUUUUCGGUUAUCAAGACAACUGAACUUGAUCAGCUGGGAGUAUUAAUUCUUAGUCUAAACUAGACCAUUUCCUAAAACGUAAACGACACUUUAUAUUGAUAUGUGCAUUGCCCUUUAACAUGUUCAUUGGGUGGGGGGGGGAGGAUGGUGACCUAAUUACUUUCAUUAGAGUUUGCUACUCCACUUCACUGAUCAUUUGUAAAUGGCUGCAGAAGUGCUAAUGCAGGGCCAUGUCACAUCACUUUUUCAUCUUUCUUACCCAUGAGACAUGGAUGGGAGGUAUCCAUAUGUCUGCCCAUGACACAUAGUUUGACCCUGAGCAGAGCUCAGAGUUAAUGCAUUCAUAAGUGAAUUGUACAGAAUGCUGGGCUGUACUCUCUUAUUGACAACUGCAUAUAAUGAUGCAGAGCAGUCUGAGAUUUCUGAGGAGCUAGGUGCUAUUCACAUAGGCUCCUCUGCCAGUGCGCUUCAGACAAAAUCUGAAAUGGGGACUGUACCUGUUGUGCUAGAAGAUAAGGACAAAUCCCAUAACACUUAUCUGAAAGUACACCGCAUUUAAUUCAAUGUGACUAACUUCUAACUAAAUAUGAUUAGGAAUGAGGGUUAAAACCCUCCACUAAUUUUAGAAUUUGUUGACUUGCCAGAACAAGAGUAACUUGGGAAGGCUUCUGUUACAAAAUUAGAAAUAAUGUACACAAAUUUCAUAUUCACACAGCAGAUUACAGAAUGAGGUAGACUGGUUCUGUCUGUGGUUAAGGGAUAGAGUUACUACACUUAGUGCUAUUUCUUUCUUCAAAUGAGAAGUGUUCAGCAAUAUUUAGGGUGUCAUACCCUUCCACCCCUAAAAAAAAAAAAAAGGCAUUUUGAAUUUAUUUUAGAAUGUCCUUUCCCAAGUUUAAACAUUGUAUCCAGUUACAAUGGUGAUUAAUGAUUUAAAACCCACUGGCACUUAGGUAUAAUACAAGCAUAGAUGGACUGUUUUAUAUAUUAAUGCUUUCUUUCCUCUCAAGGGCUGUAAAAUAGGCUAAAAAGUACACUGGAUAUUGUUUUCUCUUUGCCAUCUUCUUUGUAAAUGUGAAUCUGCAAAACGUACUGUCCUUUAUGGUUGCUAAAGAAUUAAACAUUGUGAUUAAUUA
Messenger RNA from Sceloporus undulatus (fence lizard), 7844 nucleotides. RefSeq names its product rho GTPase-activating protein 39-like. Gene Ontology annotation, molecular function: GTPase activator activity; protein binding. The transcript is spliced from 10 exons. Gene Ontology annotation, biological process: signal transduction. NCBI's taxonomy places the organism in Eukaryota, Metazoa, Chordata, Lepidosauria, Squamata, Phrynosomatidae. The record is from RefSeq and is a predicted model, not a curated record. Bases 252 to 3431 code for a protein of 1059 amino acids. Gene Ontology annotation, cellular component: cytoplasm; cytoskeleton.